This is a messenger RNA of Durusdinium trenchii, 2477 nucleotides long. The record is from the annotation of a GenBank genome assembly. NCBI's taxonomy places the organism in Eukaryota, Dinophyceae, Suessiales, Symbiodiniaceae.
CUUCCGCUGCCACAGCGCCAUGUCUGGCGUAAAAUGUGCAACUUUGGUGGCGCUCAGUGUUGCAGUGUCGGAGGAGGCUUUUCCGAGGCAAUUGGGAGCAGAGAGCUUGAUUGAAAAGGUCUGCAAAGACACAGGUCUGGAUGAUCUGUGUAGCAAAAGCAUCCGUCUACCUACUGGUGUGACAAUGUCCUACAAAGAUGCUUGCGCACAUAAUGUGUGCACCUGGCCCUGUGGCCAAAAGCAGUGCACAAACAAUUGCUGCCCCUACACCACUAAGACUUGCAACAACAAGUGCUGCUGCUGGGGGUUCCUGAAGUGCGGCUGCUCAAAAUCCAAGUGUGGUGAAUGGUGCGUGAACACACCUCACUUCACUUGCAACAAGGAUAAAUGUGGGGAGACCUGCGUAGAUAUUCCAUGCUCGGGAGUCAGUAAAGAGCACUGUGGAGAGACAUGUGUGAAGGUGCCCGAUUCUUUGGCCAUCAACUGGAAAGAUGCCUCUCCUUGCGAACACUUUUCCAAGUUGAAUCCAAUGCUGAAGACGGCAGAGAUGGCAUGUGCUUGCCUGGGAGCACUGUCAGACUUUCUGAAGCAUGUUGGUGACUUCCAAUCCAGUGAGCCUUCCUCCGUAGCAUUGAAUGCAGCAUCACGCAUGGUUGGCUGCCUGGUCAAGGAAGGCUUCCACGUCCAAGACGACAAGGCAGAGGUGGUGCACGAGUUGACGAAUGGAGAUGAUUACAUCAUCCAAGCAGCGCCUGUUGAUCUAGAGAAGUACGUGGAGAUGACAACAGCUGUUGCGGCCUGUGCCUCAACUGGUGCGUGUCACCUAAUUCACACGGCCUUGUUGGACUACUUCAAGUCAGUAGCCACAGAUGUUGGCAAUGGUGUCGAAGACUUCUUAGAGACCUUCGUCCUCGACAGCCUCCUCAGUCCUUUGGCAGCUGCUGCUGAUGUACCUCUAAUGCUCGCUGAGGACUUGCCCCAGUCGCUGCAGUGCACCGCCGAUGCCGCUGAGGCAGCUUUCCAAGACGUCAAGGGGAAGAUUGAAGAAGUGAAGGAUUUCUUCCAGGACUUGAAGAAGAAGGUGGAGACCUUGCAGCAGGGGUGCCAGAAGGCCAUUGAGGCCGUGGGCGGCCUGGCGGAUUCCUUGGACACUUCGGUGCAGAACAUUGUGCAAAACCUUCUGGAUGGCCAGGCGCCACUGGUCGAUGCUGUGAAGCAGAUCAAAGACUUGGCCGAAGUGAAAGAGCUUCUAAAUGCUCUGAGCCAGCUGAAAGCAGAAGUGGCCGAUGUGAAGAAGCGCGCUGAGGAGUUAGAUGACUUGAAGAUGUCCCUUCAGGAUUUAGCAAAGUCUGACGACUGUGGCUUGAAGGAUGUAUUGGAAGACCUUCAAGACAUCCCUAGCUUGCUCAGCCAGGUGUCCGACCCCUUGAAGAAGAUCCAGCAGCUGGACAUCAAUGCAAACAGUGUGCAGGCAGGUGUCGUGAGCUACAAUCAGUGGGUCGAUUUCAACUUGGACCUCCCUUGCUCGAAGAUGGAGCUGUGGACAGCUUCGCUUGAGGGUCUAAGUGUUUCGGCCCACAUCCCCAAGUUCUAUGCUUGUAAUUUCGGCUACACGUUGCCCUUACCCAAUGAGCACAUCCCCUACUUGAGGAUCAAGAAAGCAGCCAAGGCCUUGUCGUGACGAGCGUGGCCUCCAGUACCAAGUUAGCCAGGAGUGCUCCGGUUUUAGUUUAUCAACUCUCAGUGAGUCUUUUGUUUUCUUCUGUAAAGUUCUGCAAAAUCCGUAGACGAGUGAUGGAUAGACAGAUGAUGGAUCUCCUUGACGAUGGGUCAGAGUUGAGGGUCCGUUGGAUAGCGGAUGGACCCUCACGUGAAACUUCAAAGGAGUCCUUCCAGCUUCGUACAGAUCUGAGCUGGAAAAUUGCUGCAAGUCAUGUUGCCCAAGUGGUCGGUCUGAGAGUCAUCGCGCAGUCGCAGCAUGAUCAUAAUACCAUGCAAGCAUAGUCUAUAGUUACUGCCUAUUGUACCGCCGCAGGUGUAUGCGCCUUUUUGUCCUGCGUGUUCAGGCUGUGUUCCCAAUCCUGCGCAGUUGUUGCAUGCGUGCUCAAGCAAGAACAUGACUCUGGACAAGAUGCCAGCAAGUAGAAAGGAGAAAAGCUUCGCGCAAUGAUGGAAGCGCAGAAACUUGAAGACUUUUCAACCCUGCCCUGAGAACAUUGAAAGCCCACACCCUUCCCUGGCCCUUUGAAGAAGAUGCACGCAGUGGCACAGCAAGCGCGCGCUGAAGUGUCGCAUGCUGUUGAUUGAGUGGACUAUAUUAUAAGCUAGAUCGACGUGUGAGCAUAAAGCGUUUAUGCCAGUGCUAAGAUGCUUUGAGUAUGUCGGCCAGACGGUCUAUGGUGUUGGGAUAUGUUUGCGGGGACAAGGUUCCUGUUUCUUCGGCUCCUUUACAAAAUUAAAUGUAUUAUGUACUGUAU